UGCUCAGCCGCAGCAGAUCGUGAAUGUGAACGAAUAUAUAUAUCUAGUUUAUAGAUAGUGUGCAUCCCGAUGCCUGGGAGAUAGAGCAGAAAAGCCCACAAAUAUUUGCACAUCCCAAGUGGAGGGGGAGAAAGACUUCCUGUCCGGACUAAAAUUCCUCGUACACGUGCUGCAUCGUCUGCGGCCGGGAUCUGAAAAGCAAAAACUUCGACUCCGAUUCCGUCUACGUUUUUUUACCCGAACUCCAAUCAGGAGCCGUUCCGUCUAGUUUUUUUUAGUAUUUUUUGCUCUACUACCCCUCUGCCGCUAUGCAUUCGCCAGCUGCCAAAGUGUCGGGCUACGUCGUCCUGAUGAUUGUGCAAAUAAUCUUCCUGGUUCUAUUCUGGCUGUUCGUGCGUUACGAAAAGACGGCACUGCCCCGGGCAAUCGACGCCGAAGACGCUGGAUCAGCAAACGAACACGUUUCCAAAUAUCCGCAGUUCCAGGACAUCCAGGUGAUGAUCUUCAUUGGCUUCGGCUUCCUAAUGACCUUCCUGCGGAAAUACGGUUACAGUGCCACUGGAUUCACCCUGUUCAUGGCUGCCUUGGUGGUACAGUGGUCUGUCCUUAUGAAGGGAUUCCUGCACAUGGAGGAUGGCAAGAUCAGCCUCUCCCUGGAGAACAUCAUUGAUGCGGAUAUUGCCGCCGCCGUGCCUCUAAUUAGCAUGGGUGCCCUGCUCGGAAGGACCACGCCCAUCCAACUCCUCUGCAUGUCCAUCUUUGAGGUGGCUCUCUUCGCAGCCAACGAGUACGUGGCCCUGCAUGUUUUCAGUAUCUGCGACUGUGGAGGCUCCAUCACUGUCCACGCCUUUGGAGCCUACUUUGGCUUGGCGGUGGCCCUGAUGCUGAGACCAGCCAGCGACCAGAAUGAAGCGGGAAAGCUAGAGGGCGCCAGUUACACUUCGGACAUCUUUGCCAUGAUCGGCACCACCUUCCUGUGGGUGUACUGGCCAUCCUUUAACUCUGUCCUGGCCAAUGGAACCGGCGGCGAGCGGGCCAUUUUGAACACGUUCCUGUCAUUAGCCGCGGCAACAGUGACCACCUUCGUUGUAUCCGCGCUUGUCAGCCACGAGAAUAAAUUGGACAUGGUGCACGUGCAGAACUCGACCCUAGCCGGCGGAGUGGCCGUGGGCACGGUGUGCAACUUGCUGCUCGGCGCCCACGGAGCUGUCUUAAUUGGCAUUAUCGCCGGCACGGUCUCGGUGCUCGGCUAUCGCUAUUUAACCCCCUGGAUGACGGCCAAUCUGAGGUUGCAUGAUACCUGUGGCGUGCACAACCUCCAUGGAAUGCCGGCCCUGAUUUCGGCCAUCGCCUCUGCCAUUUACGCCUCGAUGGCCACCGUUGGCGAAUACCAAUCUGAGCUGCAGGACAUUUUCCCGGCAAUGGUGGGCACCAACGGAACCGAGACCAAAAUCAUGGGCGGUCUUGGCCGGAACGCAACUUCACAGGCAGGCUACCAAUUGUUUGGCAUUGCUGUUACACUGCUCAUAGCCAUUGGCGGUGGAAUUUUGACCGGAGCCGUUUUGAAGUACACCAACUUCCGGAACCUGAAGAAGGACGAACACCACCAGGACGAGCACUACUGGGAGGUGCCAGCUGCCGAGAACAAGGAGGAAUAUUUAAAUAUGCUCGCCAAACUUUUGGAUGACGACGCCGUCGCUGCCGCCAACUCGAAUUCCCAGUCUGCCGCCAACUUUAAUUGGCGCCCAUUUCUGUUGCGCAACUGGAAUGCAAUUGUCCCCGCCAACAAUUUGUAUGUGCGCGGAGCUCUGCACUAGGACCUGCUAAUUAAGUGGCCCAGAACAAAGUGCCGGCUAAUUAGCCGACUUUUGGCCAAGACACCGCCAUCGCCAUCGCCACCGUCUCAGUCUCAGUCUCAGCGAUCCAAUCCGAUCCGGUUCGGUCAGCUUGGUUUCCACAGCUUUCUUGACUUUGCCAGCUUUUCUUUGGUCAGCUCAACCGGCGAUUAGCGCACCUGGCGCCGAAGGCCAGUAAUCGCCGGACAAAGGCGAAACCAGGAAUAAUGUCUUUGAAAAGACUUUCAGUCUCUCAAGACCGGCGAUAAGCUGGCGGCCAACUACUUAAGUUGGCUUUGUCACCCCAAAGACGCACAAACAAAGCCCAAAAGGCAAACAAUUACCGGCGAAAGUUCAACAAGUUUCAAUAAAAAUUGUCAGCUAACGUCUUGGGUUUCCUCGGCUUUGGUUUUAACUCAUUUACAGCAGUGAAGAUAAGCCAUUAAGAUUGUACAGCUAGCCGGGUGGUUCUUGGUUUUGAAUUCACAAAUAAAAACAUUUUUUGGCAAGAAAUG
Molecule: messenger RNA, 2350 nt
Organism: Drosophila eugracilis
Lineage: Eukaryota; Metazoa; Arthropoda; Insecta; Diptera; Drosophilidae
Gene: Rh50
Product: ammonium transporter Rh type B
Exons: 9
Coding region: 309-1817 (502 amino acids)
Biological process (GO): ammonium homeostasis; ammonium transmembrane transport
Cellular component (GO): plasma membrane
Molecular function (GO): ammonium channel activity
Source: RefSeq, a predicted model, not a curated record